AUGCCCGUGUCGCAAGUGAACGUCCUCCUCUCAUCCUUCCCAGGACUUUCGCUUCCUUCUACAGUCGCAUUCGCCCUUCCGGCGACGUCGACUCUAUCAGAUCUAUGCGACAAAGUUUCGUCAUACAUCCCCUCCUCCAUAACGCUGCAGUCCCUUGUUUUGACGACUACGAGUAACAAACAAAUACUGCCAUCUGCACUUCCGAUUUCCGAAUUCAUCUCACCAAGUGAUGAAGCGACCUCAGCAUCCACCCUUCUUCCCCUCCGCCUUAGCGUCCCCAUGUGCGGAGGGAAAGGUGGUUUCGGGUCACAGCUCCGUGCUGCCGGUGGGCGCAUGUCAAGCCGGCGCAAGCGCAACCAAGGCGACGACAAUGGAUCCAGCCGUAAUCUUGAUGGUCGCCGUCUCCGUACGGUCAACGAAGCUAAGGCACUUGCGGAAUACCUUGCUGUGAAGCCAGAGAUGGAUAAAAAGGAAAAGGAGGAGCGGCGGCGCAGGUGGCAGGCCGUUGUGGAAGCCGCGGAAAAGCGCCAGGAGGAACUCAAGAAUGGAGGCGGAAAGCAAAAGAUAGAUGGUCAGUGGAUGGAAGAUAAGGACGAGAUGAACGAGAAGGCUAGGGAGGCGGUCUUGGCGGCUAUGAAGGAAGGCGUUUGGACGGAUAAUCUGAGGGAUCAUCUUCUAGGUGGCUCCAGUACGAGUGCCAGUGAAGGAAGUGGCCAGGAGACUCCCUCCGCUUCCGAAGAGAGCGAUGAGGAAGAGGAAGUAAAAGAUGCGCUUGCACAGGCUGGUCCAUCGCAGGCUGCAGCGCCUAGGAGGUACAUUGGAUUUGACGAUGACGAUGAGUUCAUGAGCGAUUCGGAGGAGGAAGAGGAAACUGCUGCAGAAACAGGGAAAGGAAAAGCGAAAGCCUGA
Molecule: messenger RNA, 909 nt
Organism: Aspergillus calidoustus
Lineage: Eukaryota; Fungi; Ascomycota; Eurotiomycetes; Eurotiales; Aspergillaceae
Source: the annotation of a GenBank genome assembly